UAAUAGCUGUUUAAAUGAAAACAGGCUAUUAGGAAACGUACCUCAAUUUUCGAGAUAUUGGACGGCACAACCUCGACCGUGCAUAAGUGGACACCCACAGCACGGUGUAGACGGGACGGACACUCAAGUUGCCGGGGCACAUGCAUACAACGAUGACCAGCAAGGCAGCAAAAGUCUCAGUGCACAGAAGAUGCACACUGCUUGACUUACUUCACGAGCAUGAGCCGUGGGGAACGACAGACAGUGACCCCAAGCGUCCGUUAGAGAUUCUGGCCAGCUGCUUAGCGACAUUCAUAUCAUGGAUGCGAGACCGACAGCCUAUAGCUGUGUGCAUACAGACCGACACCGCAGUAGGCUGGAAACUCACAGUGUGCGCACAAACGACAGACAACGUAGAGCACCCCGUAUCACUUGAUGACGCAAUACAGAGGCUGGCACAGCUUGAGUACCCACAGGCUGGACAUCUUGCAGCUACAAGCAAAGAGGCCGCCGAGCUCACACGCCGAUUGCUAGACCUUAUGAGAUCUGCCGGAACACUCUUUAGCGUGCACAUACCCGAGCUGAAGCAAAACAAAUGCAGGACGCAUUUCAGAUGCACAAGGAGAUCGCUAGACCCCAAAGACUGGAUGGCUAAUGAGGACAAGCGCAAUGCCUCUGUCGAGUGGCUACGAUGCCGACCAGAGGAGUGUGAGCGCUGCCCGGUCCUUGAGAGACUCAAGACAAUGCCUGCCGUGGUCAACACCAACGACGCUCUUGAAGCUGCACAUGAGGCGCGAUGCGUAGGCAUCGGGGGAAAGACCACCACCACUAUUGGUAGGGACUUGGAGAUGAUAUGCACGCUACGAUGGGCGGUAGUCUCAUUUCUCAAGCUAAUGGACGUACCACCGUGUGCCAGGUUCAUGGCAGGCAUCGGGUCGAUUGCACGGUCAACAUACGUGGGCGAACAUGAACGCGUGGAGCUGGGGACAAUAGGCACGAUGCUCGACGCCCACGCAGAGCACCUGGACGAAAACGCCAUCAUCACGCUGCUGACGUACGAACGUCGCCGGCUUGACGAGAUGCCAGCGAUGCACACCGGAUGCCCAGCUCAAGAUGUAGACAACAACACCCCCGUAACGUUAGCGGUACACCAACACCCUGAGAUCGUAGCAUGGUCCGCGCUCUGUGGAUUCGACGCUCGGGGAGAACGACAACCAACAAUAGUAGUGUCACAGUCCCCAUGUGUAAUGUGUGAGAUAUGGUGCGACGCCGAAGGCGUGCGACUUGUGAACGCGCCUAGUAGCGAUCUUGGGCACCCCGUAAAUCACACGUGGAUGUUCCCAUCGCACCCCCACGCCAACCUCAGUCGCACCAUGAGACGCAUCACACAGGAGGUAGAACACAGCAUACGCCAGCAUGCGUAUUUUGAUACAAAAACCGCGUACUCGAGAUACACAGAUGCAGACAAUAAUUUUGAAGACGAGCUCACAGGCAAGCACAAUACAAUGGCUGGUUUCAACAGCAUCAUACAGAGAACACGGCCGGAUCCAUAGUACCGCAUGACAGGCGAGGAGAUACCGUAGGCCAUGGCAACCAACGCACAACGCACGCCUACGCGCUGCGCCCCGUAGCACGCCGGCAUGCCAAGGCGGCGAGGCAUGAGCAGCAGCAC
Messenger RNA from Fimicolochytrium jonesii, 1651 nucleotides. RefSeq lists its product as uncharacterized. The transcript has a single exon. Lineage: Eukaryota; Fungi; Chytridiomycota; Chytridiomycetes; Spizellomycetales; Powellomycetaceae. The record is from RefSeq and is a predicted model, not a curated record. The coding region runs from base 141 to 1532 and encodes 463 amino acids.